UUGCACAUAACUCUACUAUGAGUUAAAAUAUAUAAAUUAACGUUAAGCUAUGUAAAAAAGGCUUUCACAUUCACAAGGAAAAAUAGCAAUCAAUCAUUAGUUUAGCUAAAUCCAAUUUCCACACCUUUUCAUGCUUACCUAAUACUAAAUGUACAAUUUGAUUCCUCUAAGAAUAAUGUGAUAUUGAAUUAAAAAACAAAACCCUAAAUUACAUAAUUACAAAAAUUAAUAGUAUAAUCAAACAAUUAACCAAGAGAGAAUCCCUUUCUCCUUACACAUUCCAAUUCAGUAAAACAUUCCUUGUAAACACACCCCAAGAAAGGAAGAUUGCAACUAAAGAGAGAAAAAGUAAACAAACUAAUCUUCAUAUAUUUUUAGAAAAUAUAAAAAUUAAAAUCACUAAAUAAGACUAAUAUAUAAAACCAAAUACAUAUAUAAUAAUAAAUAAAAAAAAAAAAAAAACUCACUUUUGCUUUAAGAGAGCAAUAUUUCUUACAUAUCCCACCACUUAACUUUAACUUUGUUGGUAGUAAGACUAAUUGUUUGCCAAAAACAACAACAUUCAUUCUUAAUAGAAUCUUACUUCCGGGCAGCUUUGCUUGACCAUUCGGUCAGCCGGGCAGCUCUGUUUUCGCUGACCUGGUCGUUUUGCUUUAAAGAGGUAAAGCAAAACGACAUUACUCCUUUCUUUAUCAUUCCUUGGGCCCUUGCCCCCCCUCUUCUCGUUGUGUUUAGGAUUCAAUUCUAUUAUGGCCCACCAAAAAAAAAAAAAAAAAAAAAAAGAAAGCAUGGGAAAAUCUCAUUCUUCUUCAUCCAAUUACACUUUAUUCUGUUCAAAAUGCUUUGAUUUUACCAAUAAAAACGAGCUUUCCUUUUUUCUUUGGUUUGUUAUUUUCUCCCUCUAAAGUUUCUCUCACUAGAAUUUCUACAAGUAGAAGUAGUACUGAAAUUUUUUAUUGCGGCAUUGUUUUGUUUUUAAGUUAAAACCCCAUCAAUCUUAUUAGUUCCUCACGCAUUAAAGUGUGUUCAUUCUUUGUUGUCUCUCUCUACUUUCUCUCUCUAAAAAGAAUUUUUCACACAAAAAAUAAUUAUUUUCCAUUUAUUUGGUAAACACUUGUGGGAAUUUUAGUGGGUUUUUAUUUUUGUAAACUUGGGUAUCAUUUUUCUACAUUAUAUUAUAUUAUAUGAGAGAGACAAAAUAAUUAAGGUAAUAAUUACCAUAAUUAGAGAGUAUUUUUGAAGAAAGAGUGAGGUGGGAGGGGGAGUAGGUUGAACAAAGAGCUGUAUGAAGAAUUGGUGAUACAAUGAGAGAUGAAAAACCCAAGAAAAGCAAGCUUUGGUGGUCGAAGUCUUUGAUUAAAAAAUGGUUCAAUAUCAAGACUAAAUGCGAGGAAUUUCCUGUUGUUGAUGAUCUUGCUUAUGGAGGAGGUGAAGUGGAGUGGAGAAGUAGCUUCUCAGAGAGGGAGCCAUGUAAUAUCAAGAAAAGCAAAACAGAGAAAUUCAACAUCAACUCAGAUCGGAUACGACUUGGCAAAGAAUAUCUUGAGCAUCCUAGGAUCAUAGAUGUCCAGAAUCAUAGUGUUUUUGUAGCAACAUGGAAUGUGGGUGGAAAAUCACCACCGAGUAAUAUGAACCUUGAUGAUUGGCUUCAUGCCUCACCUGCUGCUGAUAUCUAUGUUCUUGGAUUUCAGGAAAUUGUGCCCUUAAAUCCAAGCAACAUAUUAGGAGCUGAAGAUAAUGGUCCCGCAAAAAAAUGGGUCAACCUAAUAAGAAAGACAUUAAAUAACCGUCCUGGAAUAUGUGGAAGCAGUGGUAAUCAUACUCCGUCCCCUGUUCCUAAUCCAGUUGUAGAAAUAAAUGCGGAUUUUGAAGGGUCUGGCCGCCAUAGAGCUGCAUCUUUCCUCCCUCGCCGAUCAUUUCAAGCCACAGGAAGUAGGAAGAUGGACAAUGACCCUUCCACAUCACAGCCUCGACUUGAAAGGCGUUAUAGUGUUUGUGACCGAGCUAUAUUUGGCAACAGACCGAGUGAUUAUAGGCCAAGCAAUUGCAGACCGAGUGAUUAUAGACCAAGUGAUUACAGACAAAGUGAUUAUAGGCCAAGUGACUACAGGGCAAGUGAUUAUAGAGCAAGUGAUUAUAGACCUAGUGACUACAGGCCCAGUGAUUACAGGGCAAGUGAUUAUAGGCCUAGUGAUUUCAGGCCAAGUGAUUUUUCUAAAUGGGGUUCAUCUGAUGACGAUUAUGGUCCAGGUGAUUCACCAAGCACAGUAUUAUUUUCACCAAUGUCAUGUGGUGGAUCUACCCAUAGUGACAUCUGCUACCGACAGCCUAAGCAAUCACGGUACUGCUUGGUGGUGAGCAAGCAAAUGGUAGGGGUAUUUCUCACAGUAUGGGUCAGGAAAGAUUUGAGAGAGCAUGUGAGAAAUGUGAAAGUCUCUUGUGUUGGUAGAGGAUUAAUGGGUUACCUUGGAAAUAAGGGUUCCAUUUCAGUCAGCAUGUUGUUGCAUCAGACCAGCUUCUGUUUUGUCUGCAGCCAUUUAACCUCAGGACAGAAAGAAGGCGAUGAGCUGCGCAGAAAUGCUGAUGUCAUGGAGAUCCUGAGGAAGACAAGGUUUCCACGCGUCAGUAAUGUGGGUGAUGAGAAGUCCCCUGAAACGAUUGUUGAGCAUGAUCGAGUUAUUUGGCUUGGGGAUCUAAAUUAUCGGUUAACACUCCCAUAUCGGUCAGUUAGGGCACUUGUUGAGAUGCAAAAUUGGAGGGCAUUGCUAGAAAGAGACCAGUUGCGUACAGAACAAAGAAGAGGCCGUGUAUUUAACGAGUGGAAAGAGGGAAGUAUAUAUUUCCCACCAACUUACAAGUAUUCUCACAACUCAGAUAGAUAUGCAGGGGAUGACCUGCAUCCUAAGGAGAAAAGAAGAACACCUGCUUGGUGUGAUCGAAUAUUGUGGUACGGAAAUGGCCUGCACCAGUUGUCUUAUGUCCGCGCUGAGUCAAGGUUUUCAGAUCACAGACCAGUUUACAGUAUAUUUUGGGCCGAGGUGGAAUCGAUCCCGGCCAGAUUAAGGAGAAGCAUGAGUUGUGCUAGUUCCAGAGUAGAAGUUGCUGAUCUCUUGCCUUACUCACAUGGCUAUACCGAACUUUGCUUUUUCUGAGGAAUUGAGUUGAGCAAAAGACAUCAUCAAAAUGAUCAAGCUCAGAUGCUACUCCAUCACUGCCAUUCAGAAUAUUUUACUGGCGGGAAUAGCUUUGAACAAACUCAAUUCCUUGACAUGAUGCAGACAUUUCCUUGCUCAUUGUUCGAAAAAGGUGUAAAUUUUGCAAUUUUGUAAACAAGAACAACACUCGAAAUUGUACAUAAGUACGGGGUUAGUAUUCAAGCUAACAAGAUUCAACACGAACAACUUUUUGCUGACCAAGCUAAUCAAUUUAGGGUAUUCCUUUAUUUUUUUGUAAUUUUUUUUUGGGUGAAGUUUGAUUUUUUCCGACUAUGAUUUAGUGGGGUCUCCUUUUAUUUUUUUUUUCUUUUUAUGAUUUAGAAAAAAAGAGAUAGGAGCUUAGUGAUUUGAUUAGGCAUUCGUUGUGAAAGUGAUGGAAAAUCGAUAGAAAAAUAUUAUUUAUCUAGUACAAGUUUAAUGAUAGUGAGAUAUUAAGAUUUUUAUUUUAAUUAAAUUAUAUAAGUAUAUAAUAUGGUAACUAAUCAUUUCCCUGAAAAAGGUUGGGUAUUCUCUUGAUUAUCCCCCAAAGUCCACUGCUUCUGUGUGUGUUUGCUUUGCCUUUUGCUUUUCCCGCGAGGGUCCCCAACACCCUUGAAAAGCACUAGACAGCGUUACAGGUUUUGGCACCAAAAUCUGGAAACUCAUUAUUUCUCUAUUUUUAC
Chenopodium quinoa (quinoa) is the source of this 3877-nucleotide messenger RNA. Its product is annotated as type IV inositol polyphosphate 5-phosphatase 7-like. Gene Ontology annotation, molecular function: inositol-polyphosphate 5-phosphatase activity; phosphatidylinositol-4,5-bisphosphate 5-phosphatase activity; phosphatidylinositol-3,4,5-trisphosphate 5-phosphatase activity. Lineage: Eukaryota; Viridiplantae; Streptophyta; Magnoliopsida; Caryophyllales; Amaranthaceae. Bases 1305 to 3152 code for a protein of 615 amino acids. The transcript is spliced from 13 exons. The record is from RefSeq and is a predicted model, not a curated record. Gene Ontology annotation, biological process: phosphatidylinositol dephosphorylation.